This is a messenger RNA of Larimichthys crocea (large yellow croaker), 3629 nucleotides long. RefSeq names its product C-terminal binding protein 2a (gene ctbp2a). NCBI's taxonomy places the organism in Eukaryota, Metazoa, Chordata, Actinopteri, Sciaenidae. The transcript is spliced from 9 exons. The record is from RefSeq and is a predicted model, not a curated record. Gene Ontology annotation, molecular function: transcription coactivator activity; DNA-binding transcription factor binding; NAD binding. Gene Ontology annotation, biological process: regulation of transcription by RNA polymerase II. The coding region runs from base 719 to 2029 and encodes 436 amino acids. Gene Ontology annotation, cellular component: nucleus.
UCCCCCCACCCCUUCCUCUUUCUCUCUCUCUCUCUGUCUCUCUCCGUCUCUCUCUCUCUGUCUUUCUAUGACUCGCAACAAAAGGCUGACGGAGUGAGCCUGACGUCUGAAUGAAUAGCCCAAACCUGCCAUGAAGGGAGAGAAGAGGGUGACGGAGCAGGCAAGAGGAGUCUGAGGAGAAAAGACACAAGUGAUCUGGUUGAAGAGGCGGAAAGAGGAGAGCGCGCCGAAGUGCUGAUUGCAGGCUGAAGACGAGUAGAGAACCAAUUUUUCUUUUCUCUUUUUUUUUCCUCCACCCCUCUUUGGAGAUUUAAAGGAGUUGAAGGCUUUAAUCGCGCGAGCGGGGGGGUGACGGUCGUAGUUCUCGCUCUCCUCCGCACUCCACCCCCACCUCGUCACCCACUGCCCUCCUGUGCCACCUUCCAUUUCUCUACCACCACCACCACCACCACCACCCCCUAUCCCUCCUCAAGAGUACCAGUCGUCUGAAAAAGAGAAAUGGAGGUUCUGGGGGUGAGGUGACGAAGGAGGGCAGAUUUGGAAACGAGCAGUGGGGAGAGCAAGAGAAGAUAGGAGGGAGGCUGGAGGAGGAGGGAGAGAGGAGAGGAUAACCCCGAGGGCAAACUGUGAGAAUCCCCUCAGACCUUACUUUUUUUUUUGUUUUGUACCCCUCUCUACUACAUUUCCUCUCUGCCAUGUGCAGCUCCUGAUUUGAAGAAUGUGGAGACAGCAUUUCCCAGGUAUUCGGCCCCAGAUUAUGAAUGGGCCUAUGCACCCACGCCCCCUGGUGGCGCUGCUGGAUGGGCGCGACUGCACCGUGGAGAUGCCCAUCCUCAAAGAUCUGGCCACCGUGGCUUUCUGCGAUGCCCAGUCCACACAGGAGAUACAUGAAAAGGUGCUGAAUGAGGCAGUAGGGGCCAUGAUGUACCACACUAUCACCCUGACCAGAGAGGACCUGGAGAAGUUCAAGGCGCUGCGCAUCAUUAUCCGCAUUGGCAGCGGCUACGACAACAUCGACAUCAAGGCUGCCGGGGAGCUCGGCAUCGCGGUAUGUAAUAUUCCCUCAGCAGCUGUAGAAGAAACAGCAGACUCAACACUAUGUCACAUCCUCAACCUGUAUCGACGAAACACCUGGCUGUACCAGGCUCUCCGUGAGGGCACGCGGGUCCAGAGCGUGGAGCAGAUCCGGGAGGUGGCGUCGGGGGCGGCCAGGAUCCGAGGAGAGACGCUUGGCCUCAUAGGAUUUGGUCGCUCAGGCCAGGCAGUGGCGAUGCGGGCCAAGGCGUUUGGCUUCAACGUGAUCUUCUACGACCCCUACCUCCAGGACGGCUUGGAGCGCUCACUGGGCGUUCAGCGAGUCUACACGCUCCAGGACCUGCUCUACCAGAGCGACUGCGUCUCCCUGCACUGCAACCUGAACGAACACAACCACCACCUCAUCAACGACUUCACCAUCAAACAGAUGCGUCAAGGUGCUUUCCUGGUCAACUCGGCACGGGGAGGUCUGGUGGAUGAGAAAGCUUUGGCUCAGGCCCUGAAAGAAGGCAGGAUACGGGGCGCCGCUCUGGACGUCCACGAGUCGGAGCCUUUCAGUUUUUCCCAAGGUCCCUUAAAAGACGCCCCUAACUUGAUCUGCACACCCCACACCGCCUGGUACAGCGAGCAGGCAUCACUAGAGAUGAGAGAGGCCGCCGCCACAGAAAUACGCAGAGCCAUCACUGGCCGUAUUCCUGACAGCCUCCGAAACUGCGUCAACAAAGAGUUCUUUGUCACCACGGCGCCCUGGGGGAUGAUGGAGCAGCAGCAGCCUCAAGUUCAUCCUGAGAUCAAUGGUGCCGCCUACAGAUUCCCUCCUGGCGUGGUAGGCGUCGCCCCUGGCGGGAUUCCCGGACCUAUGGAGGGGUUGGUGCCUGGGGGAGUGUCCAUUGCCCACACCCUGCCCCCUGGUACCCAUCCGUCACAGGCCACCUCCCCCAACCAACCCUCCAAACAUGGCGACACCAUGAGAGAGCACAUGACUGAGCCGUAGGACUGCUGCUGCUGUAACCGAGCAAUGAGGGGGGAAAAAAAAAAAACGAUGUAAACUAAACAAAAAAAAAAACCCAGCGACCUACCAACUCAACCAUCCAACUGUACGCUUGACUUCAGCCAUCUGAACCUACCAGCAGACUGCCUGCCGGGCAACGUUUCACACGUUUUUUCUUUUUGUAUGAAACCACUAAGCCCAAGUGAGGACAGUGGAUGUUAAGACACACAUGAGCUGCCACACUGAGAUGGGACUGACCGUCAAACUCAUGCGCCGAAGAUCCGAAACCUUUUCCCCCCCACCCAUAUCUGUUUUUGUUCUGCAUUGAUUUCAGUGGUAUUUUUUGUUUUUAUCUUCAUUUUUGAGUAUAUUUUAGGGAGAUUCCUCUUGACUUCUGGGACACGUUGACAUUACCACGUGCAGGAUGGAAAUCUGACCAACCCUCCCUGGUUUAAAAGAGGAGCUUGAAGAAACUGACUUCAUAAACAAUCCGUCAAGCCUCCGAUUUCCCUCCUUCCUCAGUCAGUUUCACCAAUUUCAUACAUGUCUUUUUUUUGUUUGUUUGUUUGUUUCUUAAAAAUUUUCUUCUGUUUAUCCUAUAUUCUGUGUUUCUGUUGCAAGUGAAUAUCUGUUUUUUUUCUGUUCUCCAGUGUGUGAAAAUGAAUGAAUUCACAGUUUAAAUGUACGUUUAGCAGACAAGAAAAAAAAGUCCGCUUCAUGAACAGCAGCAUCUGCCGUCUCCAUCAGAAAUCUGGACUCCAUCUUUGCUCUUUUUCUAAUUGUCGUGGUUGGUGGCCCCUGAAUGUAGAGACAAGAUGUGGGGCAGCUGAUGUGGUUUCCAGUUCUAGGAAGAAUAUUUUUGGCUUAUGAGGUAAAAAAAACAAAAAAACAACCCUUUACAACAAAAAAAAAAAAAAAAGAAGAAGAAAAAUCUGUGGUUAGAUAUUAUAUGUUGAGUGUGUCGCCUCAAUUAAAUAUCGCUGUUGUAACUUUUCCAACUCUGCUGAACUGAGGUACCUACAACAUUUGGUUAUCUGUUCGGACCUACAGUACAUUGCAGCACCAGCUCGUGAGGUAAAGGAAAAAAAAAAAAAACAGUAAAUUCUUACUGACUCAGGAACAAAAUAGUAACCUUCAAAUAUGUCCAAAUCUGAACAGAAAAGAAAAAGUCUGGAUUAUUGCUUUUCAUGUCUCCACCUCUUUCUCCAUUGUGGUAAUUUUUUUUGUUUUUGUUUUAUAUAUCAAAUGUAUGUUUUUUGAUGUUCAAGGUUUUCAGUCCUGUUAGAUUUGUAUUGCCUUGUUAAAUGUUCUUAUAAUCAUAGUCUUAUGUGAAUGACUCCCGCCUUCUCCUCCUUAUAGUUUCUUUCUAUAGUUUUCUGCUCUGAUGAAAGCCAGCUGUGGCUCUCGGAGGCAUCGAGCCCCCUAUGUGAACCAACGGCAGCCGCAUCCAACCCUUUUUAGCCCCACGACGUUAGCAAGAGACGGCUGCUAGCAGAUUGUUUGGUUUUUAGUGUGAGUAUUUGUAUUUGUUUAUUGUACAAGGUGAACAUAUAGCAUACAGUGCAGCUGGAAAACAAUAAAUAAAACUUACUGUUCUCAUUGA